This is a messenger RNA of Clunio marinus, 408 nucleotides long. Lineage: Eukaryota; Metazoa; Arthropoda; Insecta; Diptera; Chironomidae. The record is from the annotation of a GenBank genome assembly.
AUGAAAUCAAAUUCAUCGAUAACUUCAAUGAAAGAUUUCGUUUUUUCUUGGAAGUCCUUACCUGAUAAAGCUUCAAUGAUGAAUUGGAAUCUGCAUAAUCUCAACCAUUGCGAUUCGUUAAGUUCUUUCCAUUCAGCCAUCCAAAGCCAACAUCAGAAUCAAAUUGGAGCAUCACCUAAGGACAACAAGAAAAAUUAUUUAAAACUCAAAAUAUUUACAAAAAGGUUAUCGAUGAAUUUAGAAGUCAUUUGUGUAAUUAUAACAACUGGAAAAAUAAGAAUUUCACAUUGCACAUUGGAUAAAUUCGUUCCGGGCCCUGUGAGAAAAGUUAUUCCACAAAACGUAAGGGCAUGUUUUGUGAAAAUGUAUGGAGAUUUUGAUGUUUUUAUCGAAAAUCAGCAUUUUUGA